Messenger RNA from Anthostomella pinea, 1042 nucleotides. The record is from the annotation of a GenBank genome assembly. Lineage: Eukaryota; Fungi; Ascomycota; Sordariomycetes; Xylariales; Xylariaceae.
AUGCUAUACGAGCAAGUACGCAUCUUUGACCGUGAAAUCACGGGCUUCGCCCAAACUAUCGUGAGCGACCUGACGACAAGGCUGCUGGUCAACAGCCUCAGCUUCGAGUUCCGACUUCGCGGCACAGAUGAUCCAAACAAGGCAGACCCUGAUAGACGUCGGAAAGUGUCCAAGACUCAGUGGAACUACGCCCACUGUUUGCGGGAGAUAUUGUCCCUCUUUGCUCUAAACAAGACUGCCGACGCGGUCGCCCAGGUCACAGCGAGCAUACAUAUGUACAUCGGUCAUGGGGGAGCAAACAUUCUGGUGCAGGAUCCACAGAAUGUUAUGUUCGAAAAUCAUGCCAGAAACCCGGAGGACAUGGCAGCCAUUCUGCUGUUCGUUUUGCCGAAGCUCGAGUUCCUAAGGAUAAAACUCGAUCCAAUAUGGGACGAAAGUGAAAGCGGAACAGAGGGAAUCGCCGGUGGUCUGGACGGUGCUGUUCAGCAAGGCAACGCAGUACUUUCCUCAGUCGAGGACCUGCGUAUCAAAGAUUCUGGCGCUUUCUUUGGAGACUUGAGCCAUCGAGUAUACAGGCAUCCAAAAGACUACAAUGAAUGGCGAGAAAUCGGUCACGGCUUUGUUGACGCCUGGGAGGACGACCACGAAGAUGAUGACGAUAACGAUGAUGAUGAUGAUGACGUCGAAUCAACCGUCCGAACGCGGCUGGACAAUGUACUCGGGACGGUAGAUCUGCGAGAAUUCGGGCAAUUGAAGAAGGCUGCAUUCCUCAUCACAGACUUCGUCGGCUGGGCCCUCGAUCGUCGUGGCUGCAAGAAGCCGCCGCCCCCGCCCAUCUCUCAUAUGGUGCCGUCUACGAUACAGGAGAUCACCUUGAGGUAUGAUGAUAUGUUCGGAAUGAAUUAUGUUACCAUGGAACUGAUAACAUUCGACGAGUUGGAAUUCCGUCCUAUCGAAGCCCUCAUUAUGGAAGUCGGGGAGCCAUACAUUGCAGGCGAUUUGCACAUUGAAGCAACGAGGGUACCGUGUCUGAAGAAGAUAU